AUGAGUGGACAGGCUGCCAGCUAUUAUAAUGAGGGCGUCCCUCAAGGUCAGCCCCAGCCCUAUGCAUACGACCAGCAUGCGAAUUAUCAACAGCCAAAUGUUCAGCCGGCACCAUACCCGCAGCCAAAUUACCAGCAACCAACCUAUCAGGGACCGGGACCUGAGGCCAAACCACCACAGUACCAACAAAAUGUCCCAGAGUCCGGAUACAGCUUUGACCAGGCGUUCAAGAUCGAAAAGCCCAAGUGGAAUGAUUUGUGGGCGGGUCUCUUGUUGAUCGCCGUCUUCCUCGGAUAUGCUGCCGUCUCUGGAUUGACCAUCCACAAGUAUGCCACCAACAAAGGCUUCAAUGGAGGUGGCAUCUACGACUCGGCCAAUGAUUUCUCCCUCGACACCAACACCCUCGUCCUAUUUAUCUUCGGCCUCGUCGUCGCCCUGGUUUUCUCUUGGCUCUAUUUCCUGGGCGCAAGAUAUUUCACCAAGACCUUUAUCUGGGCAACCGGAAUCCUCAACAUCGUCUUUGCUCUCGCAACCGGAAUCUACUACAUCGCGCGCAAGCAAUAUGGAGGUGGCAUCGUGUUCCUUGUCUUCGGUGUCUUUGCAAUCAUAUGUUUCAUCAGCUGGAUCCCGCGCAUCCCCUUCACAGCCUUUAUGCUACAGACCACCAUGGACGUAGCCCGCGGCUACGGGCACAUCUUCCUAGUCAGCGCGCUAGGCGGAAUCGCCACAGUCGCUUUCGCAGCUUGGUUUUCCGUCACUCUGGUCUCGAUCUACGUCGCCUACGAGCCCGAUUCCUCGGGCGGCGUUAACCCCGCCUGUGCGAACGGCGGCUGCAGCAGAGCAAAAGUCAUCGGCCUCGUCGUCUACGUCACCUUCGCCAUGUACUGGCUCAGUGAGUGGAUCAAGAACACUGUCCACACCACCGUCGCAGGUGUCUACGGCUCAUGGUAUUUCUGGAGCAAGUCCGCGGGCGGCAUGCCCAAGGGCUCAACCAGGGGCGCGUUCCGUCGUGCGACUACAUACUCCUUUGGCAGUAUCAGUCUGGGAAGUUUGAUCAUCGCGUUCAUCAACAUGUUGCGCCAGGCUUGCUCCAUCGCACAGCGACAGGAGGCUGCGGAGGGUAAUAUCGUCGGCAGUAUCUUCGUUUGGAUUUUGGGAUGUUUCAUCGCGCUGCUCGAUUGGCUCGUUACUCUUUUCAACCGCUACGCAUUCUGUCACAUCGCAUUGUACGGAAAGCCUUAUAUUCCUGCUGCCAAGGAUACAUGGACUAUGAUGCGCGACCGUGGAAUUGACGCCCUGGUGCAAGACUGCCUGAUUGGUCCGGUGUUGACUAUGGGCUCGACUUUCGUCGCUUAUGUCUGUGCCCUGCUGUCCUAUCUCUAUCUGCAGUUCACGAACCCCGAGUACAACAGGGAUGGGAACUUCACCGCGGUGAUCAUGGCCUUCGCUUUCCUGAUUGGUCUGCAAGUCUGUCAGGUCUUCAUGACACCCAUUGGCAGUGGUGUCGAGACUAUCUUCGUGGCUAUGGCUUGGGAUCCUCAGGUCAUGAUCAACGACCAUCCGGAUAUCUACUACAAGCUGGUCCAGCUUUACCCGAAAGUUCAGCAGGCAGUACACGCUUAA
Messenger RNA from Penicillium coprophilum, 1623 nucleotides. Its product is annotated as choline transporter-like family protein. Gene Ontology annotation, molecular function: transmembrane transporter activity. The coding region runs from base 1 to 1623 and encodes 540 amino acids. Gene Ontology annotation, biological process: transmembrane transport. NCBI's taxonomy places the organism in Eukaryota, Fungi, Ascomycota, Eurotiomycetes, Eurotiales, Aspergillaceae. The record is from RefSeq and is a predicted model, not a curated record. The transcript has 2 exons. Gene Ontology annotation, cellular component: plasma membrane.